Molecule: messenger RNA, 2448 nt
Organism: Impatiens glandulifera
Lineage: Eukaryota; Viridiplantae; Streptophyta; Magnoliopsida; Ericales; Balsaminaceae
Product: cucumisin-like
Exons: 10
Coding region: 1-2448 (815 amino acids)
Biological process (GO): proteolysis
Molecular function (GO): zinc ion binding; nucleic acid binding; serine-type endopeptidase activity
Source: RefSeq, a predicted model, not a curated record
AUGAAAGAAGAGGUCGUUAUCUUUCCUAACAAAAACCAUCAUCUACAAACAACGAGAUCAUGGGACUUCUUACACUUCCCACAAAGGAUUCGAAGAGAGCACACGGUUGAGAGCGAUAUAAUUGUUGGAAUAAUCGAUUCUGGAAUUUGGCCAGAGUCAGAUUGUUUUAUUGAUACUGGAUAUGGACCUCCACCAAUUAAAUUGCAAGGGUCCUGUGAUGGAUUAACUAAUUUCCAUUGCAAUAUGAAACUUAUUGGAGCAAAAUACUACAAAAACGAUGGAGGCUUCUUCCCAACCGAUAUCCAGUCUCCAAGAGACUCCCUUGGUCAUGGAACUCAUGUGGCUUCCGUGAUCGCCUGUAACCUUGUUAAUUCGGAAGGCCUUUCUGGUCUCGGGAGAGGAGUCCCGUCUUCGAGGAUUGCUGUUUACAAAGUAUGUUGGUCAACCGGUUGUGCAGAUGAGAACAUUAUUGAAGCAUUUUGUGAUGCCAUUAAUGAUGGGGUUGAUCUAUUAUCAAUUUCUAUUGGAAAUAGUGUUUCAAGCUACUCUGAAAAUCCCAUAGCUUUUAUGAGUUUUCAAGCCAUGACAAUGGCUGCUGGAAACGAUGGUCCGGGACUUAUAUCUAUCAAAAAUGUUGCUCCUUGGGCGCUUAAAGUAGCAGCAAGUGCCAGCGAUCGUAAUUACGUUACCAAUUUGAUGUUGGGCAAUGGGAAAACUUUGAUGGGAGUUUCAGUGAACACGUUUGAUCCAAAUGGUUACAGCCCUUUAGUGUAUGGAGGCAGUGUGCCCAAUAAAAGAAAUGGUGCUUCUAGUUCUCAAUCUAGAUUGUGCAAACGGAACUCACUUAAUCCUAUAUUGGUAAAGGGUAAGAUUGUCAUUUGUGACGAAUAUAAUUUUGGAGAAGCAGCUAUUUCUGCUAGAGCAAUUGGUAUGGUGAUACAAGCUAAUGCAACCAAAGAUGACUCUGGCGUGUUUGCCCUCCCAACAACUUAUGUUGACAUGCGGAGUACUGGAUACAUCUUGAGAUAUGUUAGCUCAUCAAGUAAUCCAAUUGGAAGCAUAUUGAAGAGUACUCAAGUUUUUGAUGCUUCAGCACCAUAUAUUGCAUCAUUCUCAUCUAGGGGACCCAAUCCUAUAACACCUCAUAUUCUCAAGCCGGAUUUCGGUGCACCUGGUGUUAAAAUCUUGGGAGCAUGGACACUUGCAAAUUCUCCUACGAGAUUACAAGAAGAUUUGAGAAGGCUACCAUAUAACAUUGUAUCAGGCACUUCAUCAUCCUGCCCACAUGUUACUGCUGCAGCCGCAUAUGUCAAAUCAUUUCAUCCAUCAUGGUCUCCGGCAGCUAUAAAAUCUGCUCUUAUGACUACCGCCACCAAGAUGAGUGAAGAAAAAACACCUCAAGCAGAAUUUGCUUAUGGAACUGGCCAGAUAAACCCUGAAAGGGCUAGAAAACUGGGCCUUGUGUAUGAUAUUACACUAGUUGACUAUUUGAAGUUUUUGUGCGGGCAAGGCUACAGAAACAAUGAUUUGAAAUUUCUUUCGGGAAUGCAUAGUGUUUGCAACCGUUAUGGGACAGAAAAUGCAUGGAAUUUAAACAUGCCUUCAUUUUCAAUCCCUGUUAUGCCUUCUACUCAUUUUAAUGUCACCUACACUAGGACAAUUACAAAUGUUGGACCUUCAUCAUCCAUUUACCAAGCCCAAAUUAUUGCUCCACCAGGAUUAAACAUACAAGUUGUGCAAAACGUACUUUAUUUCUCUAGUGUCGGACAAACUCAAACAUUUGGGGUGGUUUUCGUAGGAAGGAUUAGUGUAGGGAACAAUAUUGUUUCUUCUUCUUUGUCAUGGGUAUCAUUGUUAUUUGAUAUGGAAAGUGGUGGUCGUGUAGCUAGACUUGGUUUGGAGUUGUUAAACCAUUCAAAUUAUCGGAUAUGGAAAACCUGCAUGGAAUUGUACAUGGUCGAGAAAGAUUUGUGGGACAUCAUCGUAGACGAAAAUGAUGUAGCUCUUGAGGAUGUUGCUGAAAAUGCGGAAGCAUCGAAGAAGCGGAAGAGACUCAAUGCGAAGGCAGAAUUUGUGUUGAAGAGGUGUGGCAAGACUGGACACUUCAAGAGAGAUUGUAGAGAAAUCGAUCAAAGGUGGACUGUCGAUUUAGGGUACGGACAUCAUGUUACUGGAGAUAAUUAUGUGUUCUCGUCGAGUCGAGUUCAUAAUGGGGGUGGUGGCAUUGUCAUGAUAGAUAAGUCAGUUCAUGAAGUUAAAAGGGAAGGAUCAAUUGUCAUUAAUAACGACAAAGGAGAAUCUAUUACUCUGAAGAAUGUCUACCAUGUUCCAGGAAUCCAUAAGAAUCUCUUCUUAGUAGCAAAUGCUAUAGACGCGGGAAAUCUUGUGUUGUUUGGUCCACAUGAUGUGAAGUUCUUAAAGAAUGUGAAAGAACUAGAACUUGGGUAA